CGAUUUUCGAACCAAACAGUUCGCUGAAAGAACGCAUUGUGAAAGAAGUGUUUUUCUUUUCGCGGACGCAGUGAUAAUUUCGUGAAAGAAUUUGGAAGUUGAUUCUGAUUUUAUUGGUUGAUUACUGUGAAUUCCGAAUCGCUUUUUGACGCGGAACUAAAUGAAGUGUUCUGCAGCAUUAAAACGGUAGUCAACUUACUACGGGACAACAUCGUGCCAUAAAUAAUCAUGGCUGAGGAAGAAGACCGGUCAGUCCGCUACGAAGAAGUAUGGAACCGGGUCAAAAAGUACAUCCCGUUCCUGCAAGAGCUGAUCAGCUACUACAAAAACGAUACGCAUCAGAACCGAGAGCAGCAGCUGCAGAAGAUCAUUACCAUCUACGAUCUGCUCACCAACCAGAGGCUAAAUUGCCAGUCCCUGUUGAAAUGCGAGAACGUGCUGAUCAAGCUGUAUAAAACGAAUCCACUGCAGAAAAAGGGUGUAUCUGCGGCAUCAUCUGAAGGUCCUUCGUCAAAGUCUUCAAAUGAACCAGACACUCCUGCAUCGCCCGGUGACCCUGAAGAUCAACUUGUAACUGAUCAAAAAGAUCGAGAUGCCUCGGAUGCUUCAGAUGAUCCUCCAGGCUUGGUAUCGGGUACACCCACUAAGACCAAGGUUUCAUCUGGAGCAGACCCAUUGACUUCGGGUACUCCAGCUGAACCUGACACUCCAGUCGAACCGGAUACCCCGGCCGAGCCGGAAUCCCCAGCUGAACCGAAUACUCCAGCCGAGCCAGACACACCUGCUAUACCCGAUACUCCGGCUGAACCCGACUCACCGGCCGAGCCGAGCUCACCGGCUGAACCUGAUAUCCCAAAUGAUUCCAUAUUGGAACCAUUGAGCCCCGAUACCGACAGCGAGUACUGGGACGAUCCUCCACCAAGGAGCAGCAAAGGUGCCAGUGCCAGCAAACCUCCACUGUCGUUGGAUGAAAUUCAAAGACUGAUUACGAACAAGCCAGAGCAAACGAAUCCCAGAAUCCCGAAUAACAACCUAUCAAAGGUUAUCAAUGAUACCUUAAAAGUUCUCUCCAAGGAUUUCCAAAGACCGACGUUCACGGGAAACGAACGCAAUCCGUCGCCGCCAUCCGACGAUUUUCACAAUGCUCGGAAUCGUAAUGUUCCUUAUUCGCCAACAUAUCCACCGCAAAUUUCUCCCAAUCAGUCGUUUUCCGGUUCCCCCUGGGAAGUGGGCAACGAUAGCUUUGGUACCUUCCCACAUCCAGUGAAUAACUCAUUCCGGAACUUUCCCAACCGGAACAGUAACAAUAUCGAAAUAAUUCCGCGACAGCAGUCACCUCCAUUGUACCGCCGUCGUGAUGAUAUGCAUACGCAAAUGGACCAACGCUUUCCAGAUGACAGAAUGGAUAUCUCACCAUCAUAUUCUUCACCUUCAGAAGGCCGAUCAGCAGGAGGGCUGCCUGCCAUUCCGAUGGCAAACAUCAAAGAUCCACGUUUGAGGAAAGCUGUGGAAAGCAACAUGCACCUACAUUCCCCUGAAUCCGGAGGACCUACCGGACCAAGUCCAUUUUUCCCGACUGUUAAGCCAAACGAUCCCAGGUUUAACCGAACAAACACAAUUGCUCCACCACCACCGACAACCCCAAAUGAACUGCCCAAGUGUAUUGCUCCGAACCCCAAUUUGCCGCUGGAAUUUCCCAAAAAAGAUCCUCCCAAGCGACGGCUGAGCAUAUGUGCUAAUCAGGUCAUUAUCGAGGAAAUACCUCCUGAACCGAUUAUGCCACAGAGGCCAUUCCCCCCUCGCCGGCAAAGCGUGUGCCAAGACUUCAACAACCGCAAUGAUGAACCAUUCCAUGGUACAUCGUUUUUGCCUCCGCCUCCACUCCCGGCACCACCAACCCAACCAAUGAUGCCUCCACCCCCUCUACCGCCACCAGAGCAUUAUGGCCAACCCCCUCCCCCACCCUCGAUGCCCUUACACCCGCCACAUAUGCAACCAACACCAACGAUCCAUUCAACAGAACCUUCGAUAGUCGAACGAGAUCCGCGGCGGAAACAUAUGCCUCUUGGUGGCGAGUUUAUCAAGCCACAUCUGCCACAACCGCAGCAUCAUCAGCAUCACAAUCAACACCUUCCCAAUCGUUUCGAUCGACCAAUCCCAGGGCCCAGCAAGGCACCUCUAACAUACCUGGAAUAUCGUCGUCAGAAAGAAAUGAACGAGAAGCAGAGAAGGGAGCAGUUCAGGCAACAAAAAAAUCCGCAAGGAGAUCAAACCAAAGAUGGAGGAGAUAAGCAUGCUGAGCAGAAAGAAGACCAGCAAAAACACGACAAAGAUAAGAAGCAGAACGAGGAGAUUGAUAUCACCAUUGGCAUGGUUCCUAACAAAUCCAGAGUAUCAGCGAAAGCGUAUGCCAAACCCGUCAAAUCCCUCGUACAGAAGGAACGUCAAUUUGCUCCUCCAAUGAAGGAUAAGCAUCGGACCGACCACAAGUUUUCAUCCAAGUCACACAAAUCUGAGUCCUCGUCAACAUCACACAAGUCAGACAAGAAACGUGAAGAAGUAGAGAAGGAGAAAAUUAAGCCUGUGCCAAAGUCCAAAGACCUAUUCGGCGAGCAACUUUCGCAGUUUGAUAAAAUGUACCGCAGUGGGGACUUCUCCAAAAAGGCGGCUCCUUCGUCAGGCAUUGGGGGAUUCAAAAUUCCUAAAAUAAAGCGUGUUGAAAAACCAGAACCACCCGUCAAACCUGCGGAAGUUGCUCAGCCGGCAGAUAAGCACAAGAAGAAACCUAAGUCCCCGGAGACGUCGAAGAUCAUGGAUGACGAUGAUGAAUUGUGGGACAGCGAAAGCGUCAAGAAACCAGUCGAUAACAAACCAAAACAGAAGGAAAGUCUCAGUAAGAAGCAACCGCCUGCAAAAAUUCAGUCACUCGAAGACGAUGAUCUUUGGGAUACGGAUUCGAGCUUCACUGUUAGUGAGUGCGAUCAAAAUUCAUCUGUACGACUCGACACAACGAUCGAGUCAGAGGCCGAGAAAACAGAAGAUAAACCCAAAGAAGAUCACGUAGAGGAGUCGAAGAAAGAUCUGGAAGAAAAGCCGCAGGAAUCAAUAGUCGAAAAACCAAAGGAUGAAUUUCAAGUUCCCACCCUGCCGGCCCCUCGACGAAUAUUGCGUAGGCGCAAUUCGGUAGCGAUUCAUCAUAACGAAUCAGACAAGUGGAACAAACCGCCCGUGCCAUCCCUGAUUCUACCGCCCCGUAUCACUAGGCGUCGUAACUCAAUAGCUGUGUCGCAACUUGAAGACGAUGUCAGAAAUACGGAAAAGGUUGAGAAGGAAGCACCUCCGGCGAAACCAAGCAAGCAACAACCACAGGCGGAAGUAGAACCGGAAGAAGUAGUGCGACCGAAACGAACACGCAAGCGAAAGGCUAUCAUCGAUGACGAUGAUGAAAAAGACGUCAGUAAGGCGAAUGUCAAUGUUGCUUCUUCGGAUUUUACCUCGGCUGACAACAAGGAGCCAUCUACAUCACGGGUGUCGCCGGUUUCACCAACGGAGGAUAGCAGUGAUAACGUCGUUUCGAGUACUACCAACGAUACGACUGCCAAGAAGCGUAGGCAACGCAAAAAGAAGAAGGUGGCUACAACGGCUAACGACACAUUGGAGGAGCAAGAAGAUGCACAUGAAGAGACCAUUCCAUCCGCUGAAAAUGACAGCGUGACAGAUAACAAGAAUGAUGUACAAAAGGUCGAUCAGCAAAGCGAAGAAGCCAAAGCAAUAAAAGAAGAAAAAGAGAACAAGGAAAUGGUGGAAGGAUUGAUGAAAACUUUGGACAACAAAGCCCAGCUAUUGGCAAUGUUGCGCGAUAUGCUGGAUGAGAAGAAGUUGAAGAAAAUCCAAGAAAUCAUUGACAGUCCGAAUGAUAAAUUUGCGGAGGGCAAUUCUGAUGAACCAUCCAAACCCGACGAGUCGGAGAAUGUUGGUGAAAGUAGCCGGGAGCGAUCAGAAUCAACAUCGAUAAGCUCAACCAACGAAGUCUUUGAGAAGAAAAAGCAAACGCCAAAGGCUAAGAAAUCUGAACUGGAUAAGCUUAACGAAGAUAUCGCAGAAAUGUACAUAAGGGACGGAGUGCUGGGUGCUACGGGACGCCGAAGUUGCACCAGGCGCAGGGAAGAUGUACCGCUUGUGAAAAAAACCGUAGCUACAAGAAAGUCUGCCUCAGCUUCAGUAGCGGAAGUUAAACCUGCGCAGGUCGCGAAACCUGUACAGGUUCCAAGUGCUAAAACUAUCCCACCUGAAAAAGCUGAACCAGCUCCUGUGGUAAAGGUUCUUGAGAGAGGUAUGGAACUCGACUUAACUGAGAAACAUCUUAUGAAACCGUUGAAAGUGGUAAUUCAAAAAAUCGAUUCGUCCCAAAUAGAGAUGCUGUCAAACCGCAAACGAAAGAAGGCAGUCACUGAGGACGAUCAAGUCUCGAUAGCUUCCAGUGGAACGUCGAUUUCGCCGAAAUCCAAGAAAAAGAAGCGCAAUGUUUGGGCAACAGGCUUCAUCCAGAGGCGCAAGAAAAAAUCUGAAGCCAAGGCAACCCCUGCUUCUCCGUUGAAAUCGUACGCUGCGAAACCAGUGACCAAGAAUGUGAGCCGUGAACUCAAUUGCAAGAGCGACAAAUCUAAAAGUUGCGCCCUUUGUUCCUAUACCGGUUCGCUCACGGGAAUUGUUCAACACUAUGUACGAUAUCAUCCAUUGCAUGAGGUAUAUGUGAGCCGAGUACCCAACAUAGUGGGUGCCAAACUUAAGAAAGAUCCAAUGCUUGUGACAGGCACUAUGAAAGAGCAGAACAUUACAUUCAAAUGUAUCUUCUGCCAAGAAGAGCUUAGUAAGAAGAAGUAUAACUGGAAGCUGCAUCUGGCCAGUCAUACCGGAGAGUACAGAUACAAGUGCACAAACUGUACGAUCAAAUCGCUGGCUCCCAGUACCAAUGCUCACGAUAGCGAAUGCGUUGGCCCUGCCAUGGAGGUAGUGAACGAUGUGAUGUUCGAAGAUAACCACAUUUACGGUUACAUGUGUCGAUUGUGUAAUUAUGUUCAGCUGUCGCGAUCCAAACUUGAUACACAUCUAAAGGAAGAACAUGGACGCAAUAUCACUGGUAAAGGCACACUGCGGUUCAGCAUUUUGAACUACGAAGAAGAAGUUGACCAAUCAAAGUCUCAAGAAACUCUCGAAUCGGACAUUUCGAUGCCGGAACUUACUCCCCAAGUAACCGCACCUAGCCAAACCGACAUGUCCGCCUUCAUUUCGAGUGCAAGUGACGAAAUUGAGUCACUUAAAGUGCUUACCGAUCGCAAUUUCGCAUCGCCGUCGAAACCAUCGAUUGCCGACAAGCUGAAGAGGAACUUCGAUGAAAUGAAUCGCAAGGAUGCUGAAAGGGUCGCACGAGCAGGUGAUGAUGAUGAAUGGGAAGACAUCGAAACGCCACCCAAAGAUACUUCAUCUCAAAAAGCAACACCGAAACAGGCAGAAAAGGCUAAACGAUCGUUGGUUGGAACCACAUCACCUUCUCAAGAUAUUCCAAUGCCAGCGCCUCUUGCACUGAAAAAUGAAAAAGAGGACAUAUUUGAGCAUAAGCAAGUGGUGGCGAACGUUGGUUUCAGUAAAACUAACGACCGAACCUGGUAUCUUUGUUUGAUUGGAGAUUGUAAGUUCGCAACCGAAGCACGUUCGGAGAUGUAUUCUCAUGUCGAGGAACUGCACGGGAGUAUUGUUUGGGAUGGUUACUGUUACCUGUGCACGGCCCAGGUCUCAACCGAGGACACCAGCAUCCUUGCCAAAGAAGUCAAGCACAUGGCGGUCAUUCACAUCAAAGAUAGGACUGCUUUCGAUGAGCUAAAUGAACCGGAUGUGGCCAGCACAGUAUUAAGUAUGCUCGAAGAAGAACGCUCAACACUCAAACUUCGCAGAUUCUCUGGGGACAAACUCUCGAUUGGUGUUCCUGAAGAGCCGAUCAAUUUAAAACCCUGGCUAGAGAAGCCAACAACAAAGAGUCGCGCUCAUUGUGAAAACAUGCUGGAAUCGAGGAGUUUGUUCUGCUUCUUCAAAUGCAUGGGAGAUGGUUGCUGCUUUACCACCACGAUCGAGGUGGCGAUGGAAAAGCACAUCGACAAUCACGAGCUGGUCGCAGACGUUACCGGAACUUCUACGAAGAGUUGGUUAGAAUGCGCCUAUUGUGAUGUCAUCACUGAGGAUCGGACCGAUCUGUUGCGGCAUCUGCGGAUUGUCCACAGUAACAGCGCUUUCCAGUGUGCCUAUUGCUUCUACCGAAGCCGAGAAGCGUAUAACGUGAUACUGCACCAGAAGCUCCACCACGGAACGCAAAAACCGCAGGUUCUGGUGAACGAAGCCGACAAGCGACCGUUGACAGCGGCAGACUACGAAAGGCUGAACCGGCGGCCGAUCGACAACAUACUUCCGCUUAUUUGUACAGUCUGCAAUGCCGAAUACUGCGUUUUGGAUGCGUUCAUGUCCCACCUGAAGGAUGAACAUGCGGACGUGACGACGAUUGUGUGCCAGUGCUGCAAGGAAAACAUCCAGAAGCUCAAAAUCCCACGGCACCUUUUGGUGCACAAUAUCGGCAUAUACGAGUGUAUCUAUUGCCACUUCGGAAGCAACACCAUGGAAGCCGUGCAAACCCACGUGGUCAAUCGGCACCCGCAGGAGCCGCUGUAUUGCUGCAUUCGUUACAAUAAGACUCCGGGAAAGGUGAAGGAAGCAUCCCUGAAAUCGUUAUUCGAGGUGGGUGUCGACGAGAGCGCUAUGGUUAGUUGCACGUUCACAACGGAAGAACUCAACUACAAGUCAACCGACACGAAGAGUAAUCGCGAUAUCAACUUCGCUGCAAAGACGGGUGUGAUUCCGUUGCAAUUGCCGCCGAUUCGCAUCGGAGGUGCAAACAUCCUUCUAAGCGCUCAGAUACCAUCGGUAUCGAGUACCGAUUUGGCGAACCAGUCGGUGGUUGUUACGACCCAAGCUGCUGAGGUCGUUAAGAUGCCCAUGAUAUCGUCCGUUUCCGGUGGUGUUUCACUCCCGGGCAAUUCAUCCGUACCGAUCAUCACUGCAGUCCAAGGAAACUACCAAGAACCAACGACCACUACAGCUACACAUCAAGCGCCAAUGAUUAUGCCUGUGAUAUCGCAGGUAGUGGGAGGUGCAACCGUUCCUCCCGUCAGUAUGCCUAUCAUCACCAGGGUAGAAGGUGGGGUCGGCGACAUGGUGUCAGUAAGACCUGCUUCCUCCUUGGUAGGUACCAAAAUUAUAAUCUCGCCGAACAAGGGGUCCGGUGUUCCAAUCAUUACUAACGUAUGUAGUAUCGGUCCUUCGACAAAUCAGGUCCAAGCUCCGAAGGAGGACGACGCACUCAUGUUGGAAGCGGAGCGUGUUGCAAUGGAGAUGAUCAAGGAUACGGGGCUGCCAAAGAACGUCAUUUACAAAUGCGUCUUCAAAGGCUGCGCUUCGGUGUUACCGGACGGCAUUGGAAUGCGGAAACAUUUGACCUUUUCUCAUUUGCCAUCUACACAGUACACUUGCAACCAUUGCAAGGGUAAGCUAUCGUUCCAAAAUGUCAUGAACUUCACACAACAUCUCAAGACCCACGAAGCACAGCGCAUUUUCUGCUUUAUGUGCGACUACAAGGGCUCUUUCCCGCCGGAAGUGAUAAAACACGUCAGAGAUGUGCACAAGACCAGCAAGCCAACGAUUCUGUUUCUGAACCCGAAGAAAAACGAUCCCAACAAUGAUAUCAUUCUGUUCGCCCCUGGAAUACCCACCGAUGCGGAGCGGAAGGCUUACUAUAAAAAGCUGAUUGACUUAUACAAUCAUAAGCUCCAGGCCGCACUGAUACAUCUCAAGACCCAUUUCGCCCCAGAAGAGUGCGAAAGUCUGCCCAAACAGGCGAUAUUUAGUCAAACGGUAUCGUGCAGCAAAUGUCAGUACAGCACCAAAGUACGACUAAACAUGUAUCGACAUUUGAAGGGACAUUUGGAACGAUAUUCCAGUAUCGAACAUGGAUCCCAAGAAUCCAGUUCCGUGCUGGGGACAGGGAGAAAAGCACUUUGACCGAAUGAGAAAUCCUGCCGCUAGCUCACAAGAAGAUGAUGACCUGAUUCAAUCGCUGUGUUUCGUACAGGAGAACAAACGCUAUAUAUGCGGAGCCCCGGAUUGUCAUUAUCUAACCAUCAAUGAAACCAUGCUACGGAACCAUUUGAGCACUCUGCACACUGACGUAAAGGAAUACAAAUGUCCCCAUUGUCCGGCAGUGCAUAUCUUUUCCGCGCAGCUAAAUGUUGCCAAAAUACUAGAGCACCUGAAGCUACACGACAAAGAACUGUAUCGAUGCGGCAAGUGUAGCAUUUUCAUGAACAAAAAGAACGAAAUCGAGCUGCACGUCAACGACAAACAUCCAGGGCAAAAUGCAGCGGUCUACGUGAUUCGCGAUGGAAGCACUGCCGGCAGUGCUGCAUCCGCCGGAACAUCCGAGGAUGGUGUCGUUUUCAAAUGGAAGUGUGACGUUUGCAAGUUCAAGAGUCCCACCCUGGGCGAGAUGAAGUCGCACAUGCAGGAAACUCAUAGCAUCACAAGCAAGUAUCGUUGUUCCAGGUGUCUGUUCAGCUGUUCGAACAAAUCGGCCUUCACCACUCAUUUUCGAAAACCAGCAUCCUGGUUGCGAAAUAAUCAUCAUAUCGCUGUACAAAGCGAUAGAAGGUGACGAUAGCCGAGCGGAUACGACGCCUCUUUGGCGAAGGGAAACCAGCAAAACGCGUAGCAUUCGUGGAAUUAUGCUGGAAGACGAAGAUGAGGAUGAAGAUGAAUCGAUGCUUCCCGAAAUGGCGGCCAUAGCUGUCGAUUCCCAACCGGGACCAAGUGGACUCAACAUCAAUCGAAAACGCAGAAGUACUGAAAACAGUGAGUCCGAAGUGUCACCAAAGAGGGCCAAAGAAGAUAGCUACAAUGCUGCAGUAAGAGCGUUCAAGUGUGGCUUCAAAGGUUGUAGCUACGUAAAUGACUUCGGUGCUGGAAUUGUGACGCAUUUCCGCACAGCACAUCCCAACGAAAAGCCAUCCGUACUGAGAAAUGCCCUAGCUAAUCCAGAACAGUCUCGUUUCGACUACUUCAUGAAGUAUGCUUGCUUUUACUGCGUGAAAAAGGCAGAUACCAUCCAAGAUUUGCUGGCGCACUGGAAACAAAUGCAUAAAAUUGCCGGCCGACGCAGUCAGGAUAAACCGUUCCUUUUCCGUGCAUCGAAGAUCAUUCUUUGCUUCUACUGUCGCAAGGGAGCUGUGAUGCCCGAAAUGAAGUCGCACUUUGCCUCCCAGCAUCCAGGCAAACAGCCCAUCUAUCUGGAUUUCCGCAACCCGAAACGUUGCGCCGAAUGUGAUUUCACAAUGGGAAUCGAAAAAACUGAUAUGAUUACGCAUUUUGCUACACACCACCAGAAAGAGAAUGAAUACGCCAAUGGAUGGAUCGAUUUCCUUACUGACGACGUGGUAGACAAAAUUCUCCAACUCAACAGCGUUGUCUACCGUUGCGAAAAGUGUGAUUUCAUCACGGACAACAAAACCGAUUUCACCAUCCAUUACGCCACGAAGCAUCCCGGAUUCCGCGUGGAGUUCAACGAAUACGAAAUGGAGAAAUGUGUCGUCUACUAUUGUGCGUUCAACAGCUGCAAGUCCAGUCAUAAUUCGGCACAGGAGUUGGCUCAGCACAUUCAAUUCCACAUCCCUCUGUUCAAAUGUCAGUGUAAUACGUCGCAGUGCUCGGCACAGUUCCGGUCGUUUGUUAUGCUGAUGCAGCAUUUCAAUGCCACCCAUCCUCAGCACGAUCUGCACUAUGCUCUGAAAACUCCGGACGAGUACAAGGCUGUACUACGUUCAAUCAAUAUCCAAUUCUGGAACGGCUUUGUGAUGACACUGGAUGAUGCAAGGCGCGCCGGCAAUCGCUAUGGAAGCUACGACCACUUUUUCAAGUAUAUCGACGAGCUUUGCGCCAAAUCCGUGGCCGCCGCAUUACCAUCCAGUUAGGUUUAAGUAUUUCCCAGCUAUCAUGCGAAAUAGAAGUACCGUCAUUGAUCACUACAGGUACAGAUUUCGAAUAUCGGUGUAAAUAUAUGUUCAAGUUUCUUCUAAA
This is a messenger RNA of Aedes aegypti (yellow fever mosquito), 10170 nucleotides long. RefSeq lists its product as uncharacterized. The transcript is spliced from 6 exons. Lineage: Eukaryota; Metazoa; Arthropoda; Insecta; Diptera; Culicidae. Gene Ontology annotation, biological process: regulation of gene expression. The coding region runs from base 229 to 8103 and encodes 2624 amino acids. The record is from RefSeq and is a predicted model, not a curated record. Gene Ontology annotation, cellular component: nucleus.